AAAAAUUGUUUUGAAGCUUUAAAACAUGUCCUUAGAUUAAAACACAUUUUAGUCUCAAGGAUUAGGUCACAGAUCCUACAAGAGACUGUACAGCCAUGAAGGAAAUGAAAAGCAUUAUUUGUUUUACUGCUGUACUUGGCCUAGCUUGGUCAUUACCAAGUUACUGGGAGGAUAAUACCUUUGUAUCCAAGGAAUCUUCUGAAGAUGGGCAAGGGAAAGGAGUUAAGUCAACUAAUUGUUCUUGUGGUUGGACCAAUAAGGGAAGAAUUGUUGGAGGUCGAGAAGCUUUAGUAAAUGAAUAUCCACUAAUGGCUGGUUUGGUUUCGGCUGAAGACCAGCUAUUAUUCUGUGGUGCCUCUAUUAUAACUACUCAUCAUGCUUUGACUGCUGUUCAUUGUACCAUAGAAUACAAAGGUCAAAAAAUAUUUUUGGCUGUUGGAGAACAUAAUCUGUUAUCAGACAAAGAAAAAGAAGCAGCUUUAUAUCCAAUUGAUCGUACCAUUGAGCAUGAAAACUACAAUGAUAUGACCUUGGCUAAUGACAUAGCACUUGUUGUUGUUAAAAGAAAAAUUGAUUUUUCACAAAGAAUAGGACCUGUUUGUCUGCCAAACAAAGUGCUGAAUUUGGUUAAUGAGCAUGUGAAAGUUUUAGGUUGGGGCCUGACAACAGAUGGAGGUUCGCAGUCCUCAGUUUUGAUGAAAGUAAAUUUGAAAGUAAUACCAACAUCAGAAUGCUUCAAAAGCCAUCCAAUAGACAUUGGAUCACCUAAAGCUAAAAAUGUAAUGUGUACUUACAGAGACAACAAGGAUUCUUGUGAGGGAGAUUCUGGUGGCCCUGUAAUAUGGCUUGAUCCUGAAACUAAUAGGUUUACAUUGGUGGGUCUUGUCUCUCAUGGAAGGAUGUGUGCAGGUGAUUCUCCAGCCAUAAAUGUGAAUGUUGGUUUCUUUUUGCCCUGGAUUCAAGAGAAAAUUGCUUCUACUGGUUUCAAAGAAAAGACCUGUGCCAAGACAAAUAAGAAGUGAUCUACUUUUUCAAAGAUUUAUUGAUCCACUGAAAAGUAAUCCUAUUUAUGGGAACAUUUUCUUUAACAAAAUAAAUAAAUUAUAAAGCCAAAGCAUAUUAUUGGUAUAUCUGAUGUGUUACCACCUGUGUAAAUUACAUAAAAUUAAAUCAGUUUUUAAUUAUAUUAUUUUUUUUGUAUGAUGUUUUGAAGCAGUAAAAGGAGUAAUAUCAUUUAAA
This is a messenger RNA of Nezara viridula (southern green stink bug), 1239 nucleotides long. Lineage: Eukaryota; Metazoa; Arthropoda; Insecta; Hemiptera; Pentatomidae. The record is from the annotation of a GenBank genome assembly.